AUGACGGGGCGGGAGGGAGAGGCCAUGGCGGGAUGGGAGGGAGAGGCGACGGCGGUUGGGAGGAGGGAGAGGCGCUGGCGGGAUGGGAGGGAGAGGAUACUGGGAUUGGAGAAAACGGGAAAGCUAGUGCGCGCUAUUCUUCCGAGCCUUGCUGCGCGCUACCUCUCAUACCACAUUCCCUCCAUAUCCAAGUAUCUCCGCACCCACCCGUCUUCCCGCCCCCUCCACCCGCCGCCACACAAUCGUCUCUCUGCUGCAUCUCACCGUCUGCUCCCCGCGCGCGCCACCUUGCAGGUGACGGACACGCUCAUUCUGAACCCGUCGGGGCAGCUGGUGAGGGUGAUCGGCGUAUCGGCGGACAUCAGCGACAUCAAGCGCAAGGAGGGCGAGAUCCGCGCGCUCAACGCAGCGCUGAGGAGCACAUCGUGGAGCGCACGGAGCAGCUGCAGCGCAACAACAGGUGCUGCGGCGAGAAAUGGAGGCGCUGCUGUCUGCGGGGAGCACAUGCAGCGAUGCAUCAAGCAGUCGCUGGUGCUGGAGCGGAUGGUGGCGGAGCUGCGCGAUUCGCGCUCGGAGGCGGAGUCCGCCAACCGCCUCAAGUCACGAUUCCUGGUGUCCAUGAGCCACGAGAACCGUACCCUCAUGAACAGCGUGCUCGGCAUGACGCAGCUGCUGCUGUCGACGCCGCUGUCAGAGGAGCAGCACUGCUUCGUGGAGAUCGGACACCCGGCAGCCGACACGCGCUGCUGGCCAUCUGGAUCUGAGCAAGAACGAGGCGGGCGGGCUGGAGAUAGGCAGAGCGAAUCCGGCGUCACCACGUGCUUCGAGGACAGCGUCAUCCUGCUCGCGGUCAGUGCUCGCUUGCUCUGGAUCUCUCAACGCUCCUCUGUUGACUCGCAAUCAUAG
This is a messenger RNA of Closterium sp. NIES-65, 906 nucleotides long. NCBI's taxonomy places the organism in Eukaryota, Viridiplantae, Streptophyta, Zygnematophyceae, Desmidiales, Closteriaceae. The record is from the annotation of a GenBank genome assembly.